GUUGGUGUCUAGUCCUAAUAGUGCAAGGCUGUGCUUGUUUCUGUAAGGAAAAACAACUUGUUUUUAUUUACCCAGCGCCAAAUAGCGAGAUUCCGGCAAGAUGCACGUAAUCAAGCGAGAUGGCCGUCAGGAGCGUGUUAUGUUUGAUAAAAUCACCUCUCGCAUCCAGAAGCUUUGUUAUGGACUCAACUCAGACUUUGUGGAUCCAACCCAGAUAACAAUGAAGGUGAUCCAGGGUCUAUACAGCGGAGUCACCACUGUAGAGCUGGACACAUUGGCCUCAGAGAUUGCUGCCACUCUCACAACUAAGCAUCCAGACUACGCCAUUCUGGCUGCACGCAUUGCUGUCUCUAACCUGCACAAAGAGACCAAAAAAGUGUUCAGUGAUGUGAUGGAGGAUCUUUACAACUACGUCAACCCAUUAAACACACGUCAUUCUCCCAUGAUCUCCAAGGAAACUCUCGACAUUGUUCUGGAAAACAAAGAGCGUCUCAACUCUGCCAUCAUUUACGACAGAGACUUCUCCUACAACUUCUUUGGUUUUAAGACACUUGAACGGUCCUACUUGCUGAAGAUUAAUGGCAAAGUUGCUGAGAGACCCCAGCACAUGCUCAUGCGAGUGUCUGUUGGCAUUCAUAAAAGAGACAUCGACGCAGCCAUUGAGACCUACAACCUCCUGUCAGAGAAAUGGUUCACCCAUGCCUCCCCUACACUUUUCAAUGCUGGCACCAACAGGCCACAGCUGUCCAGUUGUUUCCUGCUAGCCAUGAAGGAUGACAGCAUAGAUGGGAUUUAUGACACACUGAAGCAAUGUGCCCUCAUCUCCAAAUCAGCUGGUGGUAUUGGUGUGGCAGUUAGCUGUAUCAGAGCAACAGGCAGUUACAUUGCUGGGACUAAUGGCAAUUCCAAUGGGCUGGUUCCUAUGCUUCGAGUAUACAACAACACUGCACGUUAUGUUGACCAGGGUGGUAACAAGAGACCAGGAGCUUUUGCUAUGUACUUGGAGCCAUGGCAUUUUGAUGUGUUUGACUUCUUGGAGUUGAAGAAGAACACAGGGAAAGAGGAGCAGAGGGCCAGAGACCUGUUCUAUGCCUUGUGGAUCCCUGACCUCUUCAUGAAACGAGUUGAGAGCAACCAGGACUGGUCUUUGAUGUGCCCCAGUGACUGCCCUGGUUUGGAUGAGUGCUGGGGAGAGGAAUUUGAGAAGCUCUACACUCAAUAUGAGAAGGAAGGUAGGGCCAAGCGUGUGGUGAAGGCUCAGCAGCUGUGGUAUGCGGUCAUUGAAUCUCAGACAGAAACGGGUACACCAUACAUACUCUACAAGGAUGCUUGCAAUAGGAAGAGCAACCAACAGAACCUGGGCACCAUCAAAUGCAGCAAUCUCUGUACAGAGAUUGUAGAAUACACCAGCCAUGAUGAGGUAGCGGUGUGUAACCUGGCAUCCAUUGCUCUCAACAUGUAUGUCACCCCUGAAAGGACAUUUGACUUCAAAAAACUGGCAUAUGUCACCAAGGUCAUUGUGAAGAACCUGAACAAGAUCAUUGACAUCAACUACUACCCAGUGCCUGAGGCUGAGAACUCCAACAAGCGUCACAGGCCAAUCGGAAUUGGUGUCCAGGGUUUGGCUGAUGCCUUCAUCCUUAUGCGUUACCCCUUUGAAAGUUCUGAGGCCCAGUUGCUCAACACCCAAAUCUUUGAGACUAUCUACCAUGCCGCUCUAGAGUCCAGUUGUGAACUGGCAGCUGAGCAUGGUGCUUAUCAAACCUAUCCUGGUUCUCCUGUCAGCAAGGGAAUCCUUCAGUAUGACAUGUGGGAGAAAACUCCAACAGACUUGUGGGACUGGAAAGCACUAAAGGAGAAAAUUGCCAAGUAUGGGGUUAGGAACAGUCUUCUGCUGGCCCCAAUGCCCACAGCCUCUACAGCCCAGAUCCUGGGUAACAAUGAGGCCAUCGAGGCCUACACCAGUAACAUUUACACCCGUAGGGUUCUCUCGGGAGAGUUCCAGAUUGUGAAUCCACACUUGCUAAAGGACCUGACAGAAAGAGGACUGUGGAAUGAGGAGAUGAAGAACCAAUUGAUAGCUCAUAAUGGGUCUAUCCAGAAUAUUGAAGAGAUCCCAGAAGAUCUGAAGCAGCUGUACAAAACUGUGUGGGAAAUCUCCCAGAAGACUGUCCUCAAGAUGGCCGCAGACCGCGGUGCCUUUAUUGACCAGAGCCAGUCCCUAAACAUCCACAUUGCAGAGCCAAACUAUGGGAAGCUGACCAGCAUGCACUUCUAUGGUUGGAAGCUAGGCUUGAAGACUGGCAUGUACUACCUACGGACCAAGCCUGCAGCCAAUCCCAUCCAGUUCACCCUAAACAAGGAGAAAAUAAAGGAGGGCCAGCCAACCAAGACUCAAGAGGAAGAGACCAAAGAGCGCAAUACUGCCGCUAUGGUGUGCUCUCUGGAGAACAGAGAUGAGUGCCUGAUGUGUGGUUCUUAAGUCUUCCAACCCCCUGCUUUCGUGUAACUAUCUCACUUUAUUUCCGGCUGAGGGGCUCCUUUUACAUAGUUUGUUGAGAUGCACUAGCUUUGAUAAAGGAGGCUUUUAGGAUGUCCCUCUAUUUUUACAUGUGCCUGUCUUUAAAACAGAUCUAAUUAAUUCUUAUUUAUUGUUAUGUGUUGCAAUCUUUGAAGGUUUAUGUCUGUGCGUUUUGUGGAAUUAAUUGUUUGUUAGUUGUUUUCUUUCCAACUUGGUUGUAAUGUAAAUUUAUGGCGCACAAUUUCAUGUAAAUCUGUACUUUUGAUGUGGAGGGAUAAAUGUUUAUUCACCUUUAGUCCUUUGUGAGAUUAAUACUGAUUAUUUUUAUUAAUAUUGUAUGAGUGCUACAAUUUGAAUAGAGGGACUAAAGCCAAUUACGCAGAGGUUCUCCCUCCUACUGGAUGCAGAAUUGUUGCUCAGCUCUGCUUUACCCAAGCAGAGCUAAAACCCAGCUGUAGCCUGAUGGAGCAUCAUGACUGGCUGGUGGUUUUUAUACUGUCUUUAGUGCCAAAAUCUAUUUGCCUAAGACACACUCAUUUUAUCCAU
Molecule: messenger RNA, 3067 nt
Organism: Lampris incognitus (smalleye Pacific opah)
Lineage: Eukaryota; Metazoa; Chordata; Actinopteri; Lampriformes; Lampridae
Gene: rrm1
Product: ribonucleotide reductase M1 polypeptide
Exons: 19
Coding region: 101-2482 (793 amino acids)
Biological process (GO): deoxyribonucleotide biosynthetic process; DNA replication
Cellular component (GO): ribonucleoside-diphosphate reductase complex
Molecular function (GO): ribonucleoside-diphosphate reductase activity, thioredoxin disulfide as acceptor; ATP binding
Source: RefSeq, a predicted model, not a curated record